Molecule: messenger RNA, 4495 nt
Organism: Brachypodium distachyon (stiff brome)
Lineage: Eukaryota; Viridiplantae; Streptophyta; Magnoliopsida; Poales; Poaceae
Product: NPC intracellular cholesterol transporter 1
Exons: 39
Coding region: 265-4134 (1289 amino acids)
Cellular component (GO): membrane
Molecular function (GO): lipid carrier activity
Source: RefSeq, a predicted model, not a curated record
AAUCCUCCUUUUUACUCCGUAGUGGUUUUCUCGGCGUGAGGCGGCAGCCGCCACCGCGCAGCGCGCAUUCUAUCGGCUGAUCGGCACUGGCAGGCUGGCAGCUCAGCUCGCCGUUAUAUAUUUCGGUCGUGCGGCUCUCGCUGCAAAAAAGUCCAAUCCCCCAAAUACUGAACCGCGUCCACCCUUUGUCUCCCACCACCUCUUCCGUUUCGGCAUUAAUCCGUGCUUCCGCUGCAAGGGAUCGAGAGGGAAAUCCGAGGGGAGAUGGGUCCCGCCGGCCGCCGGCGAGGGGUCACCGGCGGCGCCGUCAUCGCCGCCACGGCAGUGGCUCUGGUACAGAUAGUCUUUCUUGUGCCUCCCACAACUGCACAACAAUCUGGUGGUACUUCAAGGGUAGUACCUGCCGAAGGAUACUGUUCCAUGUAUGGCAUUUGUGCACACCGAAGUGACGGGAAGGUCUUAAACUGUGUGAAUGCAACAAAAGCUGUUAAGCCAGACGCUUUAUUUUCCACGAGGAUCCAAAGUUUGUGCCCCACUAUCACCGGUGAUGUCUGUUGUACAGUUGAUCAGUUUGACACUUUACACCAACAAGUCCAACAGGCUGUUCCAUUUCUUGUUGGAUGCCCAGCUUGCCUGAGAAAUUUCUUGAAUCUCUUUUGUGAAAUGUCUUGUUCUCCGAACCAAAGCCUCUUCAUUAACGUGACUUCAGCAAAACAGGUUAAUAAAACUAUGACUGUUGAUGGCAUAGAUUACUAUGUAACAAGCAAUUAUGGUGAAGAGUUAUAUAGCUCUUGUAAGGAUGUGAAGUUUGGCACUCUGAACACACGUGCAAUGGAUUUUCUCGGUGGGGGUGCUAAAACUUACAAAGAGUGGUUUACAUUCCUUGGGCGUCAGGCAAAUCCUAAUGAGCCCGGCUCACCUUAUCUGAUAACAUACCGAUCUGAUUUUGAUCAGUCAUCGAGGGUGAAGCCUCUAAAUGCAACAAUCUAUUCUUGUGGAGAUCCAUCUUUAGGCUGUUCAUGUGGCGAUUGUCCUUCUUCUUCAGUUUGCACAGGAUCUUUGUUGCCUCAGUCGAAGACAGUAACCUCCUGUUCAGUUAACAUGGUUUCCCUAAAGGCCGAAUGCUUGGACUUUUCAUUAGUGAUUGUGUACCUUGCGUUGCUAUGUGCAAUUUUAUUAUGGGGCUUGUUAUACAGAAGACGAGGAAGAACUGGCUUCUCCUCACAAACAAAAACACCAAAGAAUUCUGAAGAUAAGUUGCAUUCAAACAACAAUGACAAUGUUCCUGAUAACCAUGUUCAGGUGCCCGAAGCUACAUCAUCUUCUGUUGUCCAAACUUACAUGUCGACUUUCUUUAGGAGGCAUGGAAUUUUUGUUACUAGACAUCCUCUUCUUGUGUUAUUCGCAUCCAUACUUGUCCCUGUCAUAUUAUGCAUUGGUCUUAUUCGUUUCAAGGUUGAGACACGGCCAGAAAAGCUCUGGGUUAGUCCUGGAAGUCGGGCUGCCGAUGAAAAGCAAUAUUUUGACAGUCAUCUUGCACCAUUUUAUAGGAUUGAGCAGCUUGUAUUAGCCACUUCUGCAUCUGACCAGUCUGAAGCUCCUACGAUAGUAAAUGAGAACAAUAUGAAAUUGCUAUUUCAAAUUCAGAACAAGGUUGAUGAUCUACGUGCAAAUUAUUCUGGAUCGACAGUAUCCCUUGCUGACAUCUGCCUAAAACCACUCAGUACAGACUGCGCUACUCAAAGUGUUUUGCAGUAUUUCCAGCUGGAUCGAAAAAAGUAUGAUGAUUCAGGUAUAGACCAUGCUAAAUUUUGUUUUCAGCAUUACAGUUCUGAAGAGACAUGCUUGAGCACUUUUCAAUCACCUAUCGAUCCUAGUACGAUAUUAGGUGGUUUUCCAGGAAGCAAUUUUUCUGAGGCUUCUGCAUUCAUAAUAACGUAUCCUGUGAACAACAAGGUCGAGACAACAGGACAAGAGAAUGGAAAAGCUGUGGCUUGGGAAAGGGCAUAUAUUAAUCUUGUAAAGGACGAAAUACUGCCAAUGGUAUUAGCACAGAAUCUAACGUUGUCCUUCUCAUCUGAGAGCUCUAUCCAAGAUGAAUUAAACAGAGAAAGUACAGCUGAUGCAAUUACAAUAGUGAUAAGCUAUAUUGUGAUGUUUGCAUACAUAUCAUUCACACUUGGUGAUCGUCCUUCUCGCUUGUGGUCAUUACUUGUUUCAUCAAAGGUACUUCUUGGCUUAUCUGGAGUUGUCCUGGUGAUGCUUUCAGUUUUAGGAUCAAUUGGAUUCUUUAGUGCUAUUGGAAUGAAGUCAACUCUAAUCAUAAUGGAAGUAAUUCCUUUUCUUGUGCUUGCAGUUGGUGUGGACAACAUGUGUAUCCUUGUGCAUGCUGUCAAGCGCCAACCAUAUGGGUUGGUAUUGGAAGAACGUGUAAGUAACGCAUUGGUGGAAGUUGGACCAUCCAUUACAUUAGCCAGUUUGGCUGAAGUUUUAGCUUUUGCUGUCAGUGCAAUCAAUCCAAUGCCUGCCACCAGAGUAUUUUCCAUAUUUGCUGCAAUGGCAGUUCUUCUGGAUUUCCUUCUCCAAGUGACAGCCUUCGUAGCCCUUAUUGUACUUGAUUUUAGGAGGGCUGAAGAUGGCAGGAUUGAUUGUGUCCCUUGUGCAAGACUUACUUCUAGUACGGAUACUGUCGCUGGCGAUGGUUCCCCCCAUCAGGGGCCUCACUUGGUUGCACGAUAUAUGAAGGACAUUCAUGGACCAAUUCUUGGCUAUCGGGCAGUGAAGUUUAUUGUGAUUGCUGCAUUUGUAGGAUUAGCAUUUGCAAGCAUUGCAAUGACUACUAGACUGCAACCAGGGUUGGAACAGCAAAUCGUUCUUCCGCGAAAUUCUUAUUUACAGGGUUAUUUUAAUGACCUAGAGAAGUACAUGAAAGUUGGACCACCACUAUAUUUUGUUGUGAAGGACUUCAAUUACAGCUCUGCGUCGGAAAACACUAAUCAGAUAUGUUCGAUCAACCAGUGUAAUUCAAACUCUCUUUCGAAUGAGAUAGCAAGACAAUCUUUAUCUCCCGAGACAAGUUACAUAGCAAAACCUGCUGCUUCAUGGCUUGAUGACUUCCUAGUAUGGAUGUCUCCUGAAGCAUUUGGAUGCUGUCGAAAAUUUGUUAAUGGAAACUAUUGCCCUCCAGAUGAUCAGCCUCCUUGCUGUCAACUUGAUCAAGAUUCAGGUUCAUGCAGUCCAAAUGGAUCCUGCAAUAAUUGCACAACGUGCUUCUUACAUUCUGACCUGCAAAACGGGCGUCCAUCGACAACACAAUUUAGAGAGAAACUUCCAUGGUUUCUGGAUGCACUUCCAUCAAGUGAUUGUUCUAAAGGGGGCAAAGGAGCUUAUUCUACAAGUUUGAACCUCAGUGGUUAUGAAAGUGGCAUCAUACAAGCGUCAGCAUUCCGUACAUAUCAUACUCCCCUUAAUAAGCAGACUGACUAUGUUAACUCACUAAGAGCUGCUCGGGACUUCAGUUCUCAAGUGUCCAAAGAUUUACAGAUGCAAAUUUUCCCAUAUUCCGUGUUCUAUAUAUUUUUUGAGCAAUAUCUCGGCAUAUGGAAGACAGCUAUCAUGCAUAUAUGUGUUUGCCUUGGUACAGUAUUUGUUGUUUGCUUCCUACUCACUAGCAGUUUGUGGGCUUCGGCGAUCAUUUUAGUUGUUUUGGCCAUGAUAGUCCUGGAUCUGAUGGGUGUGAUGGCUGUCCUUGGCAUUCAGCUCAAUGCAAUUUCUAUCGUAAACCUUGUUAUGUCAAUAGGAAUUGCUGUUGAAUUCUGUGUUCAUAUCACACAUGCCUUUAUGAUAGGCAUUGGGGAUAGAGAAAACCGUGCAAGGCAUGCUCUAUCAACGAUAGGUGCUUCUGUAUUCAGUGGAAUCACCUUGACCAAACUUGUGGGGGUUAUUGUCCUACGUUUUGCAAAGUCUGAAGUUUUUGUGGUGUAUUACUUCCAAAUGUACCUGGCGCUUGUACUCAUUGGCUUUCUGCACGGGCUUAUAUUCCUACCGGUUGUGUUGAGUCUGUGUGGCCCUCCUCAAAAAACCAUGAAACCAAUUGAACAAAGUCAGACUCCGCCUUCAAAUGGGCAAACCUGAUAGCUAAACAUUUAGGAUGUUUGCAAAGCAUUUCCAUGUACAUAUCCAUCUCACCGCGUGCAGGAGGAACAGCGAGGAGUACACCAUUUCUAGAGGCGGAAGCAAUCUUUAUAGAUUCAUAGAAUAGGUUGUGCAUUAGUUAAGCUCAGUUACAGAACUAGAUUCGUUGGUGUCGGCAUGUGGAGAAGGAAGUGUGAGUUGAGUAUGUAGAUCAGUGUAGCUUGUGUUUAUUACAGUUCAGCUGGUGGUUUGUAUCUGUUCAAUGCGUGAAUCCAAGUGCCAACGUUUGGUAGUACUAUAUCGUUUGAAUUGGUUUGCGCUGUGCAUUUGCAAGAGGCAUUUUUGCAGAGAGGUUAUAUUC